Messenger RNA from Amphibalanus amphitrite, 1204 nucleotides. RefSeq names its product 50S ribosomal protein L27-like. Gene Ontology annotation, cellular component: mitochondrial large ribosomal subunit; ribosome. Gene Ontology annotation, molecular function: structural constituent of ribosome. Gene Ontology annotation, biological process: translation. The record is from RefSeq and is a predicted model, not a curated record. The transcript has 2 exons. NCBI's taxonomy places the organism in Eukaryota, Metazoa, Arthropoda, Thecostraca, Balanomorpha, Balanidae. The coding region runs from base 408 to 851 and encodes 147 amino acids.
GUUUUUGGUGGAUUCUUGUAUUGAGUUAUGUUGAUUGAAAUAAUUUCAUUUUAUGGAUAUUAGGGAAUUAGGCUGUCGUUUUGACCUAAAAGCUUUGAACUUCAGCUACAAGAAGUCCGAGGAUCCAUGUUGUACCACAGUUGAUAAUGCGAUAACAUCCAUGCUCACGUUUCGAAGAACAUAGUUUUUAGGAUUCAGUGUGCCAAUGAGUCAGAGUGGCAUUUGCCUGUAACAGUAAAAGCUAUGCUAAUUUUGCAAUAAUUUUACUUAGGCAGUUGGGGCGACAGUUGGGUCACGGCUGGGUGGUACUUAUUUCAUAAAUUAUCACAGAAGGUUGUAAAAGAACGAAGCCACAAUAAUAUUAAAAAACCAGCGUGAAAAAGCUGCCAGCCUCAAGAGGAUAAGGGAUGUCUCUGCUCAGUCAUUUGAUGCCCUCAGCGCUACUACACAAGCUCCCCUCACUCCCCUUACAAGCAGUGAGGCAGGCCUCAAAGAAAGCUGGCGGCAGUACAAAGUACGGCUCGAACCGACGCGGGCGGGCCCACCACUACGGCUGGAAGGCCCAGGACGGCCAGCUGGUGACUGCAGGCAGCAUUCUGGUCAAGCAGCGCACCCUGCGCUACCACCCGGGAGAGAACGUGCAGAUCGGCCGCUCUGGCGACCUGCUGGCGCUGCAGAACGGCACGGUGGCCGUCACGUGCGAGCCGUUCACCCCGGACACCGAGAGCGGACAUGUCUGGGUGAAGAGGGCGUACGGCGACCGGCCCGCCGGCACCGUCAUCUACAAGAAGUACUACCAUGUGCUGGUGCAGCCGCAGGUCGGACGGUUUAAGCUGGUGGCAGAGGUGUGACGGCCGUCAGUGGCGGCUCGGGGGGAAUGUGGUGCUAGUUUCUUUGAAUGGGGCGCUUGUGUUCGGGAAGGACGAUACCAUCAACUCGUGUGUCAGCGUGUAUGUCGUGUGUGCGAACGGUGAAUCUUGUGAAACCAUCGCGAUGGUGUGAUAAAUUGCAGCCUCAUUGUUUCUGUAGUGUCUAACAAAACAAGGAGUACCUAUGUUGAAUCAAUAAGUCACCAGUGAGCUCGAUAAAAGUAGCAUCUAAGUAGGUAUCUCGAGAUGCUUUCUAUUUGUCUCUAGAACGCAACUUUGGUGUGUUGCUCGCCCGACAGCAUGCCGUUCUUUAAAAUACAUCACUGUUCAGAGCA